AUGUUUGGUCAAGUUGUAGAUUGGAAAAAAAGUGAAUUUAUAAGUGGUGGUAGUAGUAAUUCAAUGGGUUAUUUUGGUGAUUCAGGAAAAAGUUUUGAUGAUAUACUUUAUAUAAUGCACGCUCUCUUCCUCAAAGAUAGCAAUUAUCAAGAUAAUCCUUUCUUAAAAGUUGGAACAGAUGCAAGCAUUAUUGGAAAGAAUUAUUUUAUUGAGAGUGGAAGUGCAAUUUAUAAUAAUGAUGAAGCCAUUGAUUUUAGUGAAUAUAGUACAGUAUUAAGCAGUAAUGCAGUUAGUCUAAAAAAAAUUCAUGAAAAGGAAAUAACUGUUUAUGAGAAAAAAUUAAGUAGUGAAACAUCAUCAAUGUUUCAUCGAUUUAUACUUAGAAAUAAUGAAUAUAAAUUAGUUAAAAAAGAGUUUGACAGAGUUGCUAAUAAAGUAGCAUUAACUACUAUGAAAUCUCUUGCAAGUUUCAGAAAUACAACAGAUGCUAAUGUUGUAUUGGAGAAUUUAAAAGGAGAAGAUGCUAAGUUAGGUAAGAAAGUUGAUGAAUUAAGAGAAAUUAGUUCUAAACAAAGCAAAGUUAACAGUGAAAAAGAAACAGCCAAAGAUGCUAAAAAAUUACAGAUAAGUGAAAGUUUAAAAACUAAUGCUACUUUUGAUCUCGCUGCCAAAUUAGCCAAAUUAGAUGCUGCUAAAACUGAUAAUCAAAAUUCUUUGGAAUCAGUGGAACAGAAACUAGAUUCUGUGAAACAAAAUGAGUUAGAUCAAAUUAAUCACUAUAUUGAAAAUGGUGAAGUUUCCAUAGAAGAGAGAAUUCUGCCCAUAGAACUAAAAGGAGCUUUAGAAGUUAAAACUAAUGUGUUUAAUCCUGAAAUAGUGGUAGAAACAAUUGCUUUACAAGAAAUCAAAGCAGAUAGUAAUCUCAAAAAACAAAUCCUAAAAAAGAUGGAAGAUUAUAAAGAAGAUCAAAAAGGAUUAGUUAGGUUAGAUCUCUCAGUUUAUGAAGAUGAUAAAGAAUUUACUGAAAAAGGAAUCAUUAAGUACUAUGCUGAAAAGUUAGGAGGACAAAAUUAUAUCAAGAAGUACUAUGAAAAGCCCUUUGAAGAUAAUCAACAAGAAGGUUUCUGA
Molecule: messenger RNA, 1128 nt
Organism: Funneliformis caledonium
Lineage: Eukaryota; Fungi; Glomeromycota; Glomeromycetes; Glomerales; Glomeraceae
Source: the annotation of a GenBank genome assembly